AACAGGAGGAGACAGCAUCAGAUCCACAGGCAGGCGUGGACACUUGUAAUGGGCGACACUGAGGAAGCCAUGAUGAACCAGGAGAUCCAGGAACAGCACUGGAGCUGACUUUGAUCAGAGAGGAUCAGUAGCACCUGUUCCACUGUCCACCUGUCGUGCCCUGCUGGAGAAAAGGACUCUUUAAAAGGUAUGAUGCGGAAUACAAAUUGUAUUCAUUGCUUCACUGCUUCUGGGGUUGUCUACACUGCUCUGUCUGACAAACCAUCGACAGCUACAAGUUCAGCCCAAACAUGGCCAACAAAUAUGAAACAAGCUUUACAAACAACGAUGAGCUGAGAAUUGUGAUGGUGGGCAAGACUGGAAUUGGGAAGAGUGCUUCUGGAAACACCAUUCUGGGUCGGCCAUGCUUUCAGUCCAAAUGCAGCGCCAAAUCCAUGACUGUGAACUGCUCCAAAUGCAACAGUGAUGUGGAUGGACAGCAGGUUGCUGUCAUUGACACUCCAGGUCUGUUUGACACCAGGUUUGAACAAGAUAAAACAACCAAAGACCUGAGUCUGUGCAUCAGUUACGCUGCUCCUGGACCCCAUAUCUUCCUGGUGGUCAUUUCAAUUGGAAGAUUCACAGAAGAAGAAAAACAAUCAGUGCAAAAGAUUCAAGAAAUCUUUGGAGAAUCUGCAGACCAAUACAGCAUGGUUCUCUUUACUCAUGGAGACAACCUUGAAUCCACCAUUGAAGAUUUCUUGUCUGAAUGCCCAGAACUGCAGGAGCUGGUGUCCAGAUGUAACGGCCAAUAUCAUGUCUUCAACAACAAGCUGAAAGAUAAGAAACCUCAGGUCAUUGAGCUGCUCCAGAAGAUCAGGGACAUUGUUGAAAGAAAUGGAGGAAAUCACUACACCAACGAGAUGUUCCAGGAGGCUGAGAGGGCAACCGAAGAGAAGAAACAACGCAUCCUGAAGGAGAAAGAAGAGGAAAUACGUAAAGAGAAAGAAGAACUGGAGAGAAAGAUACAAGAAAAAUACCAGACAGAGAUGCAGAAAUAUCAGGAGCAGCUCCAGGCUGAGAGAGAGAGGGAGAAGAAGGAGAGAGAGGAGGAGAGGAUGAGAGAGAAGGAGGAGAUGAAUGAGGAGAGAAAACGGGAAAUGGAAAAGAGAGAGGCAGAGAGAAAGGAGAGAGAAAUGGAGAUUAAAAGUAAGAUGGAAGAAUUAAGAGCACAGUCUAAAAAAGAAAUUGAAGAGGAAAAGGCCAAGCUCCAGUCUAUGUAUGCAUCCAACGCCAGAACUCAAGCUGAAGGAUCUAAUGGUUUCCGAGCAUGUAGCAUACUGUGAGGUUAAAAGUUAAUAAAUAACACAAAACUAUUUAGCACUUCUUUUCCCUUUUCUGUAUUGUCUUGAUGAAGGAAGCUGAACUCCUGGUAGAGUAAUGUAAUUCACUCUUGACCUUACUAUCUCACGAUUUGUUAAGACAAUAUUUCUGCUGAUGCUUAGAUGCUGAACGUGUUCAGUUUGCUUCUACAUUUUAGACUUUACUGGUGUUAGUUUGUAAUUUUCAUUUGUCUCAGAAUGUAUCAAUUUUUUUCUCAGUAAUUAAAUCAAUAAUUAGUAUGUGUGAGUGAGUCCCUUCAGUUGGUCCCUUAUUCAGGAGUCGCCACAGCAGGUCAUUAAAUACUUACAUACAGACUUGGCAACUUUCUGACACAACAAGGAGUCAAACCAGAGUCCCACACAUCAAAGACAUGGACUUAGCCCACUAAACCACAGACUAAACCCAUAACCAGCAUGUAAUUUUCUAAUGUCCAUUCUUUCGAUUUACAUUUCUUGUAAUAGCUUGAUUUUAAUAUGUUUGUUUUAUGAUCACGGUUUAUUCAAAUCGAGAUUUAUUGUUUCAUCCUAUGUCAU
Messenger RNA from Fundulus heteroclitus (mummichog), 1895 nucleotides. Its product is annotated as GTPase IMAP family member 4. The record is from RefSeq and is a predicted model, not a curated record. Bases 291 to 1325 code for a protein of 344 amino acids. Gene Ontology annotation, molecular function: GTP binding. The transcript is spliced from 4 exons. NCBI's taxonomy places the organism in Eukaryota, Metazoa, Chordata, Actinopteri, Cyprinodontiformes, Fundulidae.